AAUAUCGACUUAACACAUCAGUACAGUGCAAGAAGUUAUAUGUAGUAUAAUUUCUGCUUUUCCAACUGCAUUUCGUUCAUACCGUCAUUUAUGUAAUAAACAAAGUUGCAUUUCGGUAUUGACGACCAAGUUUCAAGACUCAAAGUCUUUGACGGCAGCAAACCAAGAACAGCACGAGUAUAUACGGUCACUAGCUAUGGCGAUAGAAUGUCCGAUUUGGCUUGACGCUUGUUACGUGCAAAAGACGCUACGGAAUGCCGAGCAAGACGAAUCUAUCGAGGUUUCGGGGAUAACCGUAAAGCCAGCCACGGUCAAAGGUGACAAUUAUAGUAGCAAUAUGCAUCGCAUCAGCGUGAUAUUUUCUCGGAUUCGGAAGGGGCAAAAGAUCAUAGAGACGAAAUCGCUUAUAGCAAAAGUUAUACCUGAAAGCACACCCGAGGACGAGGAUAUGUACGUUGGAUUUUUUGAAGUGGAAAUGUCAAUGGUGUCCGAAACUUUGCCGCUGAUGAACAAAGCCUUAACGGAACUCGGUAUGAGCAUUUCGCUAUCUGCAGAAUGUCUGUACGUCCAACGUGAAGAUCCAGUGCAUCUGAUCAUCGAAGAUCUGACACCCGCGGGGUAUCGAAUGGCCGAACGCGAAGCAGGUUUAGAUUUGAACCACUGCUUGGUCGCUAUUCGGAAUCUCGGUGCUUUUCAUGCGAGCUCGAUAUCGCUUGCGGAAAAGGAACCCACGGCCGUGAAAAAGUACACCAGAGGAAUGUUCCACAAAGAUCACGGUUUGAUAGUGGUUGAAUUUUUCAAAUCAGGGACAAAGACCCUCGCGGAAGAGACCGCGAAAUGGCCUGAACUGAGUCCGGGGAUUUCUGAGAAGAUCUCGAAGCUAUCCGAAGUUAUCUAUGAAAAAGCAUGCGAAGUGACUCGUCUUGAAGACGAUAACUUCAACGUCCUCAACCACGCAGAUUUCUGGAUAAAUAAUAUGCUGUUUCGCUACGACGAUCAUCAAAAACCCAUCGACUAUAAAUUUGUCGACUUUCAAACUUGUCACUACGGUUCUCCAGCAGUAGACUUACUCUACUUUUUCGGAACCAGUCCGGCUAUCGACGUGCUAAUGCAACACCGAGAAUUUAUUACACGCGAGUACUUAGUCACCCUGACCGAUAUUAUGGCUAAACUUGAAUGCAGCACGACACCGCCGAGUUUUGACGAUUUGCAGGAGAUACUACGAAAGAACGCUUUCUACGAGGUGGUCGCGUCUUUUACAAUAUUGCCACUCGUAUUAGUCGACAAGAGCAAAGCGAAGAGUAUCGACGAAAUAUUGUACGCUGAUGAGAAAUUUGAAAACCCGGCCUACCAGGGAGAGUCGUAUCGGAAAGUGAUGACCAGACUUCUACCGCUCUACGACAGCAUGGGACUUCUUGAUUUAUAGCUGUGGAAUUCUGAGGAUAUGUUAGACGGCAUUCGCGUUAAUUGGAGCAUCACUUCGUGUUACCGUUUGAGUUUCAUCUAUGCUAAACU
Diprion similis is the source of this 1515-nucleotide messenger RNA. RefSeq lists its product as uncharacterized. The record is from RefSeq and is a predicted model, not a curated record. Lineage: Eukaryota; Metazoa; Arthropoda; Insecta; Hymenoptera; Diprionidae. Bases 197 to 1426 code for a protein of 409 amino acids. The transcript is spliced from 5 exons.